AAAUAGACAUCUGGAUCAAAAAUGCGUGUCAGAUAUGUUUGUCGAAUUUUGGAAUACUGAAUUACAUUCUUAAAUUUAGGUUAUCGAAGAGGAAAAAUACGCGAAAUAAUCGCGACUGAAUUCGCUGUUGCUAGGGGCAACCGGCGAAACUUUGUAUAGCCUCAAACCGUCGGAUCACUGCAGCUCAUUGCGGCUGAGACGCCUUUGUGAAGAAAUCUGAUUUUUUUUUCUUUCUGCAACACACAGCCUUGGAAGAUUCAACAUGACAUCUCCUCGGAAAAUCCAAAUAGACCUCAAAACGAUGAUCAAAGACACUAAACAGGAUAUGGAUGAUGUGCACCAAGCCCUGGAAAAACUCAGAAGUCUCUCCCAGGAAGAGAGGACAGAGGCAGAAGUGCUGCGUUCAAGAAUCGACGAGCAGUCUACUCUCAUCUGCAUCCUGAAACAGAGAGCAGACGAGAUGCUUCUGCGCUGUCAGGCUCUGGAGAAGAUCAACACAGAGCUGGAGAACCUGAGAGCCAAUGUGCAGGUGGAGCUGGAGAACGAGAGGAAGAAAUCCGAACUGCUGGAGCAGAGAUUCAUGCACCUGGCCUCCAAUCACAGAGAGCUGAUCAACUUCAAGAACGAGUACAAAAGCCAGAAUGCGAAGCUGGAGAAAGAGAAUGAGAGACUCAGAAAGGAAAAUGAAACGCUAUUCAGCGAGGAAGUGCAAGAAAAAGAGGAGACGAUCCUCAAACUGACCCAAGAGCUCAAGGACUUGGCAGAGCAACAUAAGAUACUAGAAACGGAGUAUCAGGAGAAAACAACAGGUUUCCAGAUUAAACUGAAAGAACUGAUCAACCUCCAUCAGAUCAAAGAGGCAUCUUUGAAGAACGAACUAAGCGACACACAAAAACAGCUGAAGAAUGCUGUAGAGAUGUGUGCAGAGUUGGAUCUCAAACUAAGACAAACACAGGAAAAAGAAUCAAUGCGAGAGACAGACACUCAGGAAAGACUGGAGAAACUCAUGAAGGAAAAGGAUGAGCUAAUCGAUCUCUCUGUGCAGCGGGGCAAAGUUAUUCUGGACAAACAAGCUGAAAUUCAGGAGCUGGAGAGGAAAAGGCAGGAAGCUGAGAAUGGCAGACUAGAUGCAGAGAACAGGUUUGAAAAGGAAGCAGCAGCCGUGAACAGUGAGUUAAGAGUGAAGGAACUGCAGGAUGCCUUAGAGAGGGCAGAGGACACCUGCGAUGAGUUGAAAAAGGCGUUUGAGGCAUUUAAAAAGCACAGCAGUGAACUGCUUGAAAAGGAGAAGGAUUUAAACUGCAAACUUCGCCACAUGGUCAUCUGAGUCAUCCAUCCCAUUUACAGUGCAUUUCUACCAUAAAAGUCAGCCAUUAUAAAGCAAAACUCACUCACUUCCUGCUCUGACAGCUGAGCUGGAUCAUCACACUUGGAGUGGUUGUACAGUAUAUAAUGAACCAGCAGACAAGGAUGAGGUGAGAACGUCUUCCGUCAGUAGAGGGCAGUGUAAUGUGUUUCUGUAGGGCAAAAGUGGGUUUGUUGGUAGUUUGCAAAUAGGUUGUUUUGGCUGAACUGUGACUUUUUGAAAUAAAAAAAAAUAACAUUUUUAAACUUC
Molecule: messenger RNA, 1615 nt
Organism: Megalobrama amblycephala (Wuchang bream)
Lineage: Eukaryota; Metazoa; Chordata; Actinopteri; Cypriniformes; Xenocyprididae
Product: coiled-coil domain-containing protein 89
Exons: 7
Coding region: 263-1327 (354 amino acids)
Source: RefSeq, a predicted model, not a curated record